CCUGAUCGUGCAAACACUAAAAUGCCAGAUAGCCUCCUAAAGUAAUCAUGUAUUCACAAGAUACGUUGCCGUCGCAUAGCAACGACUCCAUUGUCCUUCGCUUAUUGGCUGAACUGAUGGGUUUGACAGGAAGUGGAGCAGAGACGAAGAGGCUGGAAAUAGGAGCUCUAAGGGGCAGUUUGGAGGAACUGCUAUAUGGCGACUUCGGAUUGGGCGAAAUGAACUUCACUGAGUUUGAUGAGUGAUUCAGUGCUUGCAGUACCGUGGCCUAGAACCAUGGUAGAUGUGCCCAAUCCAUUUAACCCUUUGCCUUCAUUGGGGGAAAUAGGAUCGGACAGCCCUCUGUGUGGAGAUCUGAUCAAGGAAAUGGAGGAGCUUGAGGACAUCUCUCGAUCCUUCAGCGAUGACCCCUUCAACACGAUAUACCUUCCUGACAUCCAGGAAUCCAGCACAAGUUCCAACAGCUCUGCUACUCUCGAUGUUUUGAGCCCAGCCUCUAGUCCGUCUUCAGCAACCUGUGGAGCAGUCACAGGACAAGAUGAGAUCAACCCCAGCCCCUUAAACCUUGAGUGCCGUGUAUGUGCUGAUCGUGCCUCAGGCUUCCACUAUGGUGUGCAUGCCUGCGAGGGGUGUAAGGGCUUCUUCAGGAGAACCAUACGCCUGAAGCUGGAGUACGACAAGUGUGAGCGCAACUGUAAGAUCCAGAAGAAGAACCGGAACAAGUGCCAGUACUGUCGUUUUCACAAGUGCCUCGCUGUGGGCAUGUCUCACAACGCCAUUCGUUUUGGGAGGAUGCCACAGUCUGAGAAGCUGAAGCUCAGAGCAGAACUGCAGAUCCCUGAGAAAAAGGAGAGGAAGAUGCAGCUGGAUGACUGGAAGACUCUGGCCAGCCAAAUCCAUGAGGCCUAUCUUAAACAAUUCCACCUGAAUAAGGCUAAAGCACGAGGUUUUCUCACUGGCAAGACCGACAUGCCACCUUUUGUCAUUCAUGACCUGGAAACAUUACAGCAGGCACAGCCUGUUCUGGUCACUCAAAUGCUGAGUGAGGGAAGAGAGGACUUUGCAGUUGUUCAGGGGCAGGAGACUGAGGACCGCAUCUUCCACUGCUGUCAGUACAUAUCGGUUGAGACGGUCACGCAGCUUACUGAGUUUGCAAAAGCUGUGCCUGGUUUCCCUAGCCUCGACCUCAAUGACCAGGUGACACUGUUAAAGUAUGGAGUGCAUGAAGCUUUCUUUGCCCUGCUGGCAUCAUGCAUGAACAAGGAUGGGAUGCUGGUGGCACGGGGCAGCGGCUUCAUUACCCGUGAGUUUCUUAAGAGUCUCCGCAAGCCUUUCAGUGAUAUGAUAGAAUCCAAGUUCCAGUUUGCCAUGCGAUUCAAUGCUCUGGAGCUGGAUGACAGUGACCUGGCACUGUUUGUGGCUGCCAUUAUCUGCUGUGGCGCUGAGGAGGAAAACCUGGACAUGCUGCUCUCCUUAUUUAAGGAAAGUCAGGAAUCAGAGAAUUCCUCUUCCAAAGAAGAAGAUAACUUUGAUGGUCUGUUUGAUGAGGAUGAUGGUGAAGACGCUGAAGGCUAUGCUGAGCCAGAGGAGAACGAGGAUGUGACGUUGGAAAAUUUGGACACAGGAGAACAAAGUGAGCACAACAUAUCCAAAGAGGACUUGGAAGCUGAGUUGGGGAACAUGCGAGAGAAGAUGCAAAAGCUUCAGCAGCAGCUGGAGGUAUUCCAAAAGUGUACGUCUGUCUCCCAGCCCAAACACAGAGAAGACAACACUUCCUCACAAAAGCAGACAAGCACCAAGAGUUCACCAGCAAUCCAGCAAAAGAUCACGACUCUGACUUCACCUAAGCAGAGCAGCAGUCAAAUCAAACCAAAUCAUAGCAACAAGAAACCCCAGAAAACAGCUACAGUGCUUUCCUUAGCCAAGAUCUCAGAGGCAGAGCUGCCUGGAAAAGUGCAGAGCAAGCAGAGGACUGCACACCAUCACAAAACAGCCUCUACGGAAAACCAGAAUUUUUUGGGUCAUGCUGUGAGUGACAAGUUGUCACAGCCCAUGAGAAGUAGCAGUACAGUCAACAACACAGUGAUGUCACCACCAACUAGUAAAAGUGCUGCCGUGUCUCCUCCCAUUGCGAGACAGGCCACACCCAGACCGUCUGUCACUCAGGAUGUUACUGUGGAGAAAUUCUCAGGUCUCAGACUCAGGAGACCUCGACUGUCCUCAGUAGAAAUCGAACACAAAAUGGCAAACCGCAGGAUGAUCCGGCUUUCGCAGCUGCCCGAUCGACUGACUCGGGAAAAUCUAGAGGACAGUGACUGGGUCACGUUUGCUGUGCUGAUAAAUAAAAUCACCCCACAAAGCAAGAAUAAUGGGAAAACCUUCAGUAUCUGGAAGCUGAAUGACCUUCAUAACCUAGAUGUGACCGUAUCACUUUUCCUCUUCGGGAGUGUUCACUCAGACCUGUGGAAGACUGACACUGGGACAGUGAUUGGUGUCCUCAACCCCAAUCAAAUGAAGAACAAAGACGGCUCCAGUGAGCUUUGCCUCACAGUUGAUCACCCACAGAAGGUUCUGAUGUUGGGAGAAGCCAUGGAUUUUGGUACUUGCAAGGCCAAAAAGAAAAAUGGUGAUUCCUGCACACAGCUAGUUAACUUGUAUGAGUGCCAGUACUGCCAGUACCACGUUAAAGCACAGUACAAGAAAAUGAGCUCGAAGAGGGCCGAGCUUCAGUCCAGUUACACAGGCAUUGCCCCACGUAAAGGAAAAGGUCGUGGAAGUUUAAAAGAACGCCUGUGCCAAAGUGACUUCCAUUACGGGGGUCUGUCAUCACUUGCAUGUGCGCCAUCAAUGACUUCCCCACAGCCUAUGAAACAGCCAUCUAUUCAGGCAGUUUUGGCCUCUAUCCCUAACAAGAAUCUUGCCAUUAGUUCAGGUGAGGUGACGGGAUGCUCUGAUGACUUCAGAAGCUUAAUAGCUAUGCCUACACCAGGAGCUCUAAAUAUAAAGAGACAUCUAGGACAAAAUAAGCCGAAAGACAUUUCUGGAUCAUCGGUUCAGUCCAUCUCCGCAACUGAACUGCUCAAGCAACAAAAAGCACUUCACCAGCAAAGGUUUCAGGCCAGGCAGAAGAGGGCAGAGGAAAUCCAGAAAAGGGUGCUGCAAAACAAAGGAGGUUCUGCGAUUACAUCUAGACCCUCCUUGAACAUUACAAAAACGCCCUCUCCAAGAGCAGCUUCAGAGGUUCCCAAAGGCUACUCUCCACCUAAACCUGGCCUCUCCACUCCUCCUGUACCCACUUUGGGACGAGGCUACACAGAGGGAGAGGAUAUUCUACUAGACAUGUCACCUCCUCCAUGCUCAAAAAGCAUCUCAGCUGCAAAACUGGCUGCAGUCAAAAAGCUCCAAGCAAAAGGAGUCGCACUUAUUAAAGAUGACCCUAACGCGGUGAAGCGCAAGCGACCCAACAGCAAUGACCUCAGAGCACGAGUGGAGCACAGCCUAGCUUCACCUGAAGGGGAGAACAGAGCAGAGAAGGAGACCGAAGAGCCAGCUCAGAAGAAGAGGCGUGAACAGCUAGAUUAUAUCCAGUCUGAGGAGUUCCAGCGCAUUCUGAAUGCCAAGUCUACAAACUCCUGGAUAAUGGGAGAGAUGGAAGAGAAGGCCAUGCAGGAUUACUUUGAGCCACUAGUACAGAAAGAGAAGUUAGAGGAGAAGAUGAAGAGCAUCAGGGAGAUGAAGUGUCGAGCAGUCACCUGCAAAACCUGUAAGUACACACACUUCAAACCAGCUGAGCGCUGUGUAGAGGAGAAGCACGAUUACCAUUGGCAUGAUGCUGUCAAGCGUUUCUUCAAAUGCCCUUGUGGCCAGAGGAAGAUCAGCCUGAGCCGGUUCCCAACUGCAGCCUGCAGCAACUGUGGUGUGUUCAAGUGGGAGAGAGACGGCAUGUUAAAGGAAAAAAACGGACCAAAAAUUGGAGGCGAGCUGCUGCUGCCGCGUGGUGAAGAGCAAUCCAAAUUCCUCAAUAGUCUGAAAUAAAGUCAGCAGUCUGGUUUCUGCUAUCUGACUCGUUCCCACAGCACUCCUCUUCACACACACUGCUUAGGGAGCUUUUUUAUUACAGUGCACGGUGUUGAAACUGGAAACGUCUCGAUUUUCCCUGAGCCAGGCAGUGACUGACGUGCUGCUAAUUCACAGCUUUUCGCAUUCGCACACAAGGCUUGAAUGCAUUACUAAUAUAAAUUGUUGCAAUUUGUGUUUUUAUCUUUUUUUAUGUGUAUAUCUUAUGGAUUUUAAUAACGUGCUAUAUUUUAAAGCAUUUUUCUAAGUUUCACUUAGAAUCAUGUAGCUGUGAUAUAAUGCUUAAAUUAAACUAGCUUGAGUACUGAUAGGUUUCUGUAAUUGUUUUUCCAUUACCAGUAUAAAUCUCACAAUCAUGAACAGUGGCUUGACCAUGACAGCUAAAGUACUUCCUAUCUACUAGUACUUGUUAUCUAAGUGAACUUUACUACCUGUGCAUGUCUCAGCUUAAAAGAUCGUAAGCAAUGAGUUUUUUACCUGUCAUACAGAUUUUUAAGGGAUAAUGGGCAGAAACACUGCUUCAGCAGUCAAUAAUCCUGACAAUAAAAUGGGCCAAUCUACUGUCUAUGCUUUCAAUUCUGCAGAUCUGUGCUGGGAAACUCAAGCCUUACGCAUGCCAGUCUCUUACAGUGCUGCAUCAGUAUAACUGGAACUGUACAUAAUGUGCUCUUUCUUGCUUUCAUUCUUUCUUUCUUGCUUUCUUUCUUGCUUCUCACUCUUUGUGUUUAUUUAUUUAUUUACUUUCUGUGGUUUAAGUUUUAAGGAGUCAAGUCAUUAUUUAUUCAUGAACAGUCGUUUUCUUAAGUGCAGUACUUUUUGUAACGCAAGUGCACAGUGAAGCUGAGUUUUGGCUGUUGCGGGAGAAAACAGCAUGACAGUAUCCUAUUUUGGAAUGAACCAGAUUGGAGAAUGGAAUAUGAUCCUGAACCCCUUUCACGUCUGGAGAAGUGUGGAACGGUUAUAUUAUAUAACGGUAUAAUGUCUUUGUGUUCCAAAAUUCUAUUUGUAAUAAUAAUCCUUGAUGAUAAUCUAAUCCAUACUGCUGCUUUUUUGGUGAAAUGUAAUCCCUGGCCAACCUGUGAAUGAGAGAACUGAAAAUAUGAUGGAUGUACUAGUUGUUCAGAUCUGUAGCUACAUAGUGACUAAACACAAAUAUACAAUUUUA
This is a messenger RNA of Tachysurus vachellii, 5242 nucleotides long. RefSeq names its product protein MCM10 homolog. Bases 238 to 4035 code for a protein of 1265 amino acids. Gene Ontology annotation, cellular component: replication fork protection complex; nucleus. Gene Ontology annotation, molecular function: RNA polymerase II cis-regulatory region sequence-specific DNA binding; nuclear receptor activity; DNA replication origin binding. NCBI's taxonomy places the organism in Eukaryota, Metazoa, Chordata, Actinopteri, Siluriformes, Bagridae. The record is from RefSeq and is a predicted model, not a curated record. Gene Ontology annotation, biological process: DNA replication initiation; hormone-mediated signaling pathway; negative regulation of transcription by RNA polymerase II. The transcript has 23 exons.